This is a messenger RNA of Torulaspora delbrueckii, 951 nucleotides long. RefSeq names its product Mtl1p (gene MTL1). The coding region runs from base 1 to 951 and encodes 316 amino acids. NCBI's taxonomy places the organism in Eukaryota, Fungi, Ascomycota, Saccharomycetes, Saccharomycetales, Saccharomycetaceae. The record is from RefSeq and is a predicted model, not a curated record. The transcript has a single exon.
AUGAGUGUUAUGUUUGUUGUGAUAGCGUGGCUCUGGUGUUGCGGUUUGGUGAGUGCGCAGAACACGACCAGUUUGUCGACUUCAAGCUUCAGUUCGAGUACGAGCGUGGCCUCUACUUCAUUUACUUCAAUCUCACAGCCCUCGUCUUCGUUGAGCUCUUUGAGUUCAUCCUCGUCAUUCAUUUUUUCAUCGAGUGUUUCGUCGUCUUCCUCCUCAAGCUCUUCCUUUAGCUCCAGUUCUUCGUCGAGUUCAAGUUCUAGUCUGUCUUCUAGUUCAUCGUUGAGUUCUUCUUCGAGCUCAUCAUCAUCAAGCUCUUCGUCAUUAUUGCCUUCCUCCACGACGAGUUCUUCGAGCUCCUCGAGUUCGAGCUCUAGUUCGUCAAGCUCUAGUUCUAGCUCCACCACUUCGAGCCCAAUCACAAGCUCUUCCUCUGAACAACACACAAUUACAAGUUUGGUGAGUGGGAAAACCAUUGUUUCCAAUCUAUACACCACUUUUACUUACACGGCGACCGCCGGACAGAGGAACACAUCGUCUCACGGACUUUCCAAAAAGAACAGAAAUAUUGUUAUUGGUUGUGUGGUAGGCAUUGGUGUGCCAUUGAUAAUCGCUGCAGCUCUAUUAAUCUACUUCUUUUGCGUUCAAUCGAAAAAGACAGAUUUCAUCGAUUCCGAUGGUAAAGUUGUCACAGCGUAUCGAGCAAACAAAUUCACACGUUGGUGGUACGCAUUGCUCGGAAAGGAUAUCAGUGAUAGGUACGAAUCUACUUCUCCAUUGGGGAAUAGUAACUCCCCCAUUAUGGAGGACGAAGAAAUGCCUGACCCUUCUGAAGAUACGAACGUUGAUACCACUGGCACUAGUGGAGGGGGCGCACACUCAAACGAACUCAUGUUGAAUGAGGAGAAAUUUUAUGACGAGAACGGGAACCAAUUAAACGCAAGAAACUAUUAA